UGUUGGCGCGCCGGCAGCCAAUGGAGCGGACCGGUGGUUCGGCGGUUCUAAGGCGAGGAGACGGAGCAACUUUGGCACCGCCGAAAGAUUUCCAAAGCAAGCAAGCAAGACGCGCGGCCAUGUUUCAGUUUCGGUAGCGUGUGUCGUUAGCCCGAAACAAUAACACUGCCGAUGGGCCUGCUUCAACCCGACGCCAUGUAGUGUUAUUGAAGCCUGUGCCUUCGGAGUUCUCCCGGACGUACACCCAGCGGCUGCCAUCGCCUGGGAAACGCGGCUGUGAUGCGGCCCCGAAACGUCUCACUAGGCCUAGUAGCGCUGGCAGCGCUGCUGGCACCCGGCCUGGGCCAGGUGAUAAGCUCGCGUGUGUCCGAGCACCGCUCCAUUCCUCAUCAUGGUCGCUGUGAACCCAUCACGAUUCCGCUGUGCAAAGACAUUCAGUAUAACGAGACUAUUAUGCCCAACUUGCUCAAUCACCAGAAGCAAGAAGACGCCGGCAUGGAAGUGCACCAAUUCUUUCCAUUGGUCAAGGUCAAGUGCUCGCCGGACUUGCAGUUUUUUCUCUGCUCUAUGUACGCACCAGUGUGCACGAUCCUGGAGUACCCGAUCCCACCGUGCCGUUCGCUUUGCAUGUCAGCGCGCGAAGGCUGCGAACACCUGAUGAACAAGUUUGGCUUCAAGUGGCCGGAGUCCCUUGAGUGUGACAAGUUCCCAGAAGUUGGCUCAUCGGAAAAGCUUUGCGUCGGCGAGAAUGUAACUGAACAUCGAAUCAACCACACUCCAACUUCACCGAAUUCGACGGGACUCCUUGUCAAUCAUGGUUUUCUCUGCCCGCGCGAGUUUCGUGUGCCCCUUGGUUUGGACUAUGUGUUCCGCAUUCGUGGUAAGGAAGAAAAGAACUGCGGGAUGCCGUGCCACCACAUGUUCUUCCGCGGCGAAAACCUCAAGUUUUCGCGCUACUGGAUCGGUGCCUGGGCCAUACAGUGCAUGGUGUCCACGCUGUUCACUGUACUGACAUUCCUAAUCGACAUGCAGCGGUUCCGUUACCCAGAGCGACCCAUCAUUUUCCUCUCAUUUUGCAACUUGAUGGUAUCUUCCACCUAUUUCGCGGGAUUCGUGCUCGGCGAUCAAGUGGCCUGUAACGAGCCUUUCGAAGUGCCGGGUGGACACAGUAACAUUGAAAUGGUCCGCACGAUCACGCAGAACAACAAAAAAGAAGCCUGCACUGUAAUGUUUAUGGUGCUUUACUUCUUCAGCAUGGCCGGUUCAAUCUGGUGGGUUGUCCUCACGCUCACCUGGUUCUUGGCGGCAGGGCUCAAGUGGGGUCAUGAGGCGAUUGAGAGCAACUCGCAGUACUUCCACCUUGCUGCUUGGACUAUACCAGCCGUAAAAACUAUUACGAUCCUAGCUAUGGGAAAAGUGGAAGGGGACGUUCUCAGCGGAGUCUGCUAUGUCGGUCUUUGGAACAUGGACGCCUUACGUGGUUUCGUUCUCGCGCCGCUGUUCGUCUAUCUUGCCUUAGGCAAGGUAUUCCUUAUGGCGGGCUUCAUAUCCCUCUGCCAUAUCCGCACUGUGAUGAAGCACGAUGGCACCAAGACAGACAAACUAGAAAAGCUGAUGGUCCGGAUCGGCAUCUUUUCGUUCCUGUACACUUUACCAGCUCUAACAGUGUUAUGCUGCUACUUCUACGAACAAGCUCACUUCGACGACUGGAUGCUCGCUUGGCACUGGCAAGUGAACGCAGAGCAGCGUUGGAGCAUACCGUGCCCAGAACCUUCGUGCAACCGCCGCGAUCGUACGCUGCGCCGGCCAGAGUUCUACGUCUUCAUGAUCAAGUACCUGGGCAUUCUCAUUGUGGGCAUCACGUCGGGCGUCUGGAUAUGGUCCGGAAAGACAUUCGCUUCGUGGAGAAACUUUUACGCCCGCUUGCAGAACUUGACAUCCACGCCAGCGAGGCGCCGUGCAGAGGCGUACGUUUGACCAGCCGUCUCUGCUGACAUCUACUCAGGAAUCGCGCGUGCGAGCGCAUUAACGGUAGGCCCGAUUUAUUACGCCGUGCCAACGCAAGCGGCCAAUGCGAACGACGUUGUCACUUCGUGCAAGUGACGGCGUCGUUUUGCGAAGUUCGAGUGGUGAAGGUGGUACUGCCCGUGCCGGGUGUACUGUCCGCCUGGCGGAUGCACCCUUCGUAUUCUUUGCGACUCAUGUCGCCUGCACGAAUCGCGAGUGCUCGUGCAGGCGAUAUUGGUCAAGUUUAUUGAUGCGGCUGCCAUAAAUGCAUUAACUGCAUUCGCCAUGACCGUCAUCAGUAACUUGCAGUGAACUCAUGGUACAUUUGGUCUUUCUUGUGUGCCACUUAGACUCAGCCAGGAGAGUAGCAAACAGUGAUGCUCCAUGAGCUUCUGAUUCUCCAUAUCAGCACAGGGUUGUAAGAUAUAGAAAGAUCCUGCCAGUGAGUUGCAUGCAGCACAAAUUAUGUCUCGGUGACGUUAUAGGUAUGUGGUACAUGCUGGGAUAGUGAAUGGAGUAGUUUUCCGUGUUAAAAGGAGCACAGAAACCCUACAACAUAUCUUUCAUGUUUUUAAAGCGAGGGUUUGCUAAAUGAGGCAGCGUCGAAAAAUUUCAUUAGCUGGUGCUUUUUCGUUUUUGUUUCAUUGUAAUUUAUAUAUGCAUUGAUUCCCAUCCAACUGUUACGCUUUAAGCAGCAACAUAAGUGAUGCACUGUUCUCAUUAAUGCUGCCAUUGCUGCUCUCUUGCGAUAGGUGUUCACAAAUGCCCAUAAUUGGAUUGCAUGCACAAGCUGUUUAAGCUGUGUGUCAAGCAUGAUCAACAAAUGUAAACGAGCACAGCUCAUGCGCGCACAUUAUUUUUUCUUCUUGCUUGAAUGUUCAUGCAAACGAUCGCAGGACACUAAAAGCCAACAACCUGACUGAAAGGCGCACAUUAUUUCCAUGUACUUCUUUUCAUAUCAGUGAGUGUUUGUGAACUUUGGGACAGUUUAUCAUUCACCAUUUUAAUCUGCACAACACUUCAUUUUUUCACUGCGAGAAUAUUUUUCUGGUAUGCCCUGGGAGAGUAUUUUGUCUUUUCAUGGGCUAAGCAGAGCACAUUCAAAUGAAAGAAAUGCUGUCCUCACUGGACCAUGGCAUGUACUUGGGCGAGACCCAAUUUUCACUCGCCUAACCUGAAAACCAGAAGGCAGAAGUGCAGUGCUUUUGACAGUUUGUUACUUUGGUUUGCUCAAGCAAUUUAAUGCCUGCAUAAUGCCAUAGUGUAUUGCCAUUAUUGAUGGAAGGACUGCUUGCACAUCAAAAUAUUGCUUUUGGGCAGCUGAUACACGCUUAACACUAGUUCAACCAACUGUGUAGCGGAUAUUUUUUACAAUGAUGUCGGUGAUGAACCUGUCAAAUACUUCCGUUUCCAUGUUUAAGGCACCUAAGUGGAUAUCUUCAGUGCACUUCUAAUAAGUCACUAUCAUUUUUAGCAGCAUUGCCACAUGCUUUAGCUGCUAGAUGUGUUCAGAACGUGUUCAUAUUCCUUUUUGUCCUAUAUUGGUACGUAUUUGCCUGUAAAAUCUCAUCCAGAUUUUUCUUUCUUUUUUACACCGUAUGCUUCAUGCUCUAAGCUGAUGCAUGCAGUAGAUGUCACAUUUACUCCUUAUGUUACUUGGUAACAUUUUUUCACACGUUCUGCUGGACGACACGUUCCUGUGCCGAGAUUCAUCCUUUCAUUGGCGAUAACUCUGUGCCCACUGCUUGUAAAACAGGCGAACACAGAAUUUUUCGUCACAUGUUGCUGGUAGCAUCCACUUGUCUUUAAUCUAAGUAGCACAUGCCAGUAUGUAUAUUUUGGUGAAUGACAAAUACUUUUAACUUUUGCAAUCUUUGUACACAUUAAUUGACAUAACUUAAGGAUCGCUUUGUAGUGUUAUGGCAUCAUGUUGACAAGCUAAAAGGGGCACCAGAAGUGCCUGCUUUUGACAGCUAAGUUUCAAACUUGUGUUCUCUAUAAAUCAGUGCUGGCAUUAGUGAUCUUUAUACCUUUUGGAACAACUUUUGGCAGCUGUGGCACAUUUUAAUACUCUUCAAAAGUGUGGACCUGUGAUUAACUGCAUUACUGUAGUGGAGAAAGUUUUCUUAUGCACUUUUUUUUUGUUGCCAACUCGCUAGAUGUGUGCUUUGAGUGAGAUUUGAAGCUUGUUCCGCUUGUUUGAUGUCAUUUGAGCCUUUGGUGGAAAGAUUUCACUGAGAUAGUCAAGUUUUAAAACUCGUGCCUACUGACAACACAUUUGAUUGCAAAAUGCCACUCUUUUAAGAAUAACCGUGUACUGUAUUUUAUAGCUCUGUCACACGAGCACGCAAAAACUCUUUUACGCAAGCGGUCUUUUACCAAGUUGAAAGACUUUUGAAUGAAGAGGUGUUGCGCAGCAGACACACGGCGCCGACGAUCUCCUUUUAGUGUUUCCUUCUGGACACGCUACCGAAAGUGUGGCGCUAGCGUUCUAAACAAUAUCGGCCAAAAAAAUGUAUGUAUCUCGAAAUAUAAAGUGAAAACUUAUUGUUUACACGUUUUUCAAAUAAAUUUAACAUAACAAACGGUAAUAUAAAGAUUUAUUUUAGUAGUUUAAAGAGCGUCAUCACGUGACAUCCCCAGCCCGUUCGACCUGCUUACGAGAGUACAGAAGAGAAUGAGCAUUACUGGCUUUACUACACCUUCUGCGAGACAUAAAAUUAUUUUUUAUGAUGAGUCUAGGCGACAGAAAAUUAUGCAAAUCGAUUAUUUUCUUUAAUAUAUCAUAAUUGCUGGUACCCACUGGUUUCCAGGCUACUCCUUUUCGGCCGUAAAGGAGUAACUGCUCUUCCAGAAAAGACCGCUUCUGAAAAAGAGAUCGCUCCCUGGUCGUGUGUCUGCGGGCGAAACUCUUUUUCGGGAGAAGUCAUUUUGCUCAAAAGACUUUCGAGUGCCCGUGUGACAGGGGUAUUAGUUGUAAGCAUUAUAUGCAAAGGUAAAUGAAAAACAUGGAGACAUUUCACUGAUGUCUCGUGCUGGCUACAUGAUGUUAUGGUGUUGUCGGUCUGCGCACUGCAGAUGCCUUUUUAUGUUUGAUGCAACUUUUCUUUGCAUGUUGCUGAACAUAAUGCUUGCUUUGCUGACUGUUGUAGCAAAGGUGUUCAUUCACUGUACAUAGUGUCAACUUGAGGAGUUCCUUAUGAUGUACAUUUUCAUGGUUGUAUUUUGAUUUUUAUGAAACUGGUUAGCUACAGUGCAUGCUGCUACAAGCUGCUAGCACAAAUUACAUGUCACAAUGUCUUCAUCCUACCUAAUUGUAUGCUGGCUCAUGCUGUGUUCUCUUUAAAUAGAACCUUUUUUUUUUUCA
This is a messenger RNA of Dermacentor silvarum, 5374 nucleotides long. Its product is annotated as frizzled-2. The transcript has a single exon. Gene Ontology annotation, biological process: canonical Wnt signaling pathway; non-canonical Wnt signaling pathway. The record is from RefSeq and is a predicted model, not a curated record. NCBI's taxonomy places the organism in Eukaryota, Metazoa, Arthropoda, Arachnida, Ixodida, Ixodidae. Bases 280 to 1977 code for a protein of 565 amino acids. Gene Ontology annotation, molecular function: Wnt receptor activity; Wnt-protein binding. Gene Ontology annotation, cellular component: plasma membrane.